AUGUCAAUCAACAUGUUCACUCAGCCCUUACGAUCGCUCUUAGCAUCCUCAUCUCGACUCUUCACCCCUUCUUCCGGACCAUCCAGUUCGAGAGCAGCGUCCUCUUUCGCUCAUCUGGGUGAUCUUCAACCUGCCAAAGGGUCAACUCAUGUGGACAUCCGAUACGGUAGAGGUCCAGGAUCGCAGAGGGGCGGUACAUCCGGUAGAGGUCAUAAAGGUCAAAAGGCAAGGAACGGUAAAGGUGUAAGAUUAGGUUUCGAAGGUGGUCAAACUCCUUUACAUAGGAAGGUACCCAAGAGAGGGUUUAUCAAUUUUACCUCUAAAACCUAUGCUCCCCUUUCAUUGUCAACCCUUCAGAAAUUCAUUUCCGAAGGUCGGAUUGAUCCCAACCAACCAAUCGGAAUAUCCACCAUUGUCCAAUCUAAUGCUGUUCACGGUCUGUCAGGAUUCGCAGGUAUAAAACUCCUUGGUGAACCCGAUCCGGAUUUACCCCUACCGCAAUUAGAGUUGAACCUUUCUAGAUAUUCGAAAUCUUCUGCUCAAUCUGUGAUAGAGGCUGGUGGGAAGGUGACAGCAGUGUAUCAUAAUAAUUUAUCUUUGAGGAAGGAGGUGUUCCCUGAUAAGUUUAUAGGGAGGGAUGUUAAGGAUGCCAGACCGACAAGGAAAAAUGAUAUUUUAUACUACACAAACCCAAAGAAAUACGGUUACUUGGCAGAAUCAGUGUCGACCUCAGCCAGGAAGAUGACUCCUGCUGAAUGGACAGAAGGAACUCUGAAUGCUGAAUCAUUAGUACAAGCACAGAUAUAA
Messenger RNA from Kwoniella botswanensis, 807 nucleotides. RefSeq names its product ribosomal protein L15. NCBI's taxonomy places the organism in Eukaryota, Fungi, Basidiomycota, Tremellomycetes, Tremellales, Cryptococcaceae. Gene Ontology annotation, biological process: translation. The transcript has 4 exons. The record is from RefSeq and is a predicted model, not a curated record. Gene Ontology annotation, molecular function: structural constituent of ribosome. Bases 1 to 807 code for a protein of 268 amino acids. Gene Ontology annotation, cellular component: mitochondrial large ribosomal subunit.